UCAUCCUCUGCCUGCAGGGGUUUAAUUGGUGACGCAGAUGAGACGAGUUUAAAGAAGUUAUUUCGAGUCAUACACUAUUGGUCAUUCCUGAAGUUUAAAAAAUACAUCCGUUAUCUAUAUGUAGAACAGGAUUCCCUCCCACCCUUAUGACAAGUGAAACAUAAAGUUAUAUUCUCUGUCAAAUUGCUACAAGAGCAGUGAUUUAUUUUUUUGUUUUUCAGUGGGAGGAGCAGCUCCACCCGCUGCAGCAGCCGUUCCGACCUGGCGCCCCCGGGGGUGGGGAAGCUUCGCCCGGAUACGUCGUGGAACUUGAGGCGGUCCUAAAGACCCACGCGCCCGACUCCGGGAUUCACCGCCGUCCACCAUUAAACUUGGAAGAACAAAAAAAAGAUGGCACCUUCCGCGUCUUCCCAACUCUUCUCGGCGCUCGUGCUCGCAGUUGUUUCCAUCUCCGCGGUGAACUCUCAGUAUGAAAAAUACAGCUUCAGGAGUUUCCCCCGGCACGAGCUGAUGCCUCUGGAGUCCGCGUACAAGUACGCGCUGGACCAGUACACCGGAGAGAAGUGGAAGGAGACCGUGGAGUACAUGGAGGUGUCCCUGCGGCUGUACCGGCUGCUGCGGGACAGCGAGGCCUUCUGCAACCUCAACUGCAGCUCCGUCCGGCUGGAAGAGGAGCAGAAGUUCGCGGAGUUCCCGGAGCUGCGGGCGUUCGGUAACGUGAUGAAGAGGGCGCAGUGCCUGAAGCGCUGCAAACAGGGGCUCCCCGCCUUCAGGCAGACCAUGCCCAGCCGGGACACCAUGGUGGAGUUCGAGGAGAGAGAGCCGUACAAGUACCUGCAGUUCGCCUACUUCAAAUCCGACAAUCUGGCCAAGGCGGUGUCCGCUGCCCACACCUUCCUGCUGAAACACCCAAAUGAUGAGAUGAUGCAGAGGAACAUGGCUUACUACAAGAGUCUGCCUGGAGCCGACGAACACCUCAAAGACCUGGAGACCAAAUCCUACGAGACCCUGUUUGUGCGUGCAGUGCGGGCGUACAACGGAGAAAACUUCCGUACUUCUGUGUCAGACAUGGAGCUGUCCCUGCGGGAUUUCUUCAAGGUCUACGACGAGUGUCUGGCGGCGUCGGAGGGCCCCAGGGACGUGAAGGAUUUUAAAGAUUUCUACCCCUCCAUAGCCGAUCACUACAUUGAGGUCCUUGACAGGAAAGUGAAGUGUGAAAGUGAGCUGACACCUGUCGUAGGGGGCUUCGUGGUGGAGAAUUUUGUCGCCACCAUGUACCACUACCUGCAGUUUGCCUAUUACAAAUUGAAUGACCUGAAGAACGCAGUGCCGUGUGCAGCCAGCUACGUGCUCUUUGACCCCAACGAUGAAGUUAUGAAGAAUAACUUGGCCUAUUACCAGUUCCACAAAAGCCGGUGGGAGCUGACGGAGGAGGACUUCCUCCCCAGAGCUGAGGCCCUGCGGUUCUACAAUCAGACCACCAUGCAACUACAGAUGUUGGAGUUCUCCAAACAGCGCCUUGUGAGCGACGAUGAGGGGGAGGUGAUGGAGUUUAUAGACGAAUUCCUGGAUGAAGAAGAAUUUCCAAAAUUGGAAAUGCCACCGAAUCACUGAAAGACUCCCAAAGAAACAGCAGCAACUUCCCCCACGCAGUCCCAACCCCAGCCCACCUUCUUCCAGUUUGUAUUUAUUGGGUUUUGCAAGAGGCUGUGAUUGGUCACUGUGUUUGUACUGGCAGAACACAUCCUGAUUAUGUUUUUACUUCCAAUUUUGUGCACUAAACAUCCAGUUCAGUAGUAUGGACAUAUAGCACAGUAGAAAACCAAUUUAAACAUAAUGUUCAUGUUAACAAAGAUAGAAAUAUUUUUACUUAAUGUUAAAUGGCUACGUUCCUCCACUGUGAAUCAUGUAUGUUGUCAGCCAAUGAAAUGAUAAUAAAACUCAACAAACAUGUCUUUCAA
Messenger RNA from Pungitius pungitius (ninespine stickleback), 1961 nucleotides. RefSeq names its product cartilage associated protein (gene crtap). The transcript has 7 exons. Bases 391 to 1614 code for a protein of 407 amino acids. Gene Ontology annotation, cellular component: endoplasmic reticulum. Gene Ontology annotation, biological process: collagen fibril organization; peptidyl-proline hydroxylation to 3-hydroxy-L-proline. Gene Ontology annotation, molecular function: collagen binding; protein binding. NCBI's taxonomy places the organism in Eukaryota, Metazoa, Chordata, Actinopteri, Perciformes, Gasterosteidae. The record is from RefSeq and is a predicted model, not a curated record.